Molecule: messenger RNA, 907 nt
Organism: Closterium sp. Naga37s-1
Lineage: Eukaryota; Viridiplantae; Streptophyta; Zygnematophyceae; Desmidiales; Closteriaceae
Source: the annotation of a GenBank genome assembly
AUGCUGCUCCAAUCGUCGUCACCAGUGCCAUCAACAGCAACAACUGCGCCCCGUCCCCCCCAGCCUGCUUCAGCCCCUCCUGCUGCCUCCAGGUCGCUCUGUGACCUGCUGCUGCCGCAUGUGGCAGGGAAGUUGCAAGCCCUGCUGGUGUCCCUUGUGCGCCUUUGUGCAGCAGACUGGUCCUCCCACCCGCUCCUGCAGCCGUUUAUUGUUGAAGCCCCUGCUUCCCUCGCUGCCUACCCUGCUGGUGCCACUGUUCUCUCCUCCCUCUGCUCUGACCUCUCCUUGCAGCCGCAGCAGCAGCAGCACGAGGAGGAGAAGGAGGAGCAGGAACAGCAACAGCAGCAGCAGCAGCAGCAGCAGCAGCAGCAGCAGCAGCAGCAGCAGCAGCAGCAGCAGCAGCAGCAGCAGCAGCAGCAGGGAGUUCAAAUGCAAUUGAUGGAAGUGCGAACAGCUCUGGAUAUCAUCAGCUUCACUAAACGGCCGUCUCAGACGGAUCUUAUGCCACCGCCCCUUGAGGCACCUCAGAGGCCACCCCACAAGGCCCCCUACAAGGCGCCUCACAAGGCGCCUCUCAUGGCCCCUCACAAGGCCCCUCACAAGCAUAUCGUUCCAGCGCCCUCACGUGAACAUCACAGCUUGGGGUUGACUGAAAGGUUGUCUCAAGGAGGUGUGAUGCCAGCAGCAUCGACAGCGCAUGACACGGGUCGCCUGUACUCCCUGGUGGCCCGGUUCCUGGCAGCAGCGUCGGAGCUGCAGGUGCUGGGGGUUCUGCACCCCAUAAAUGUGGCUCGGUUCUUGGCAGCAGCAUCAGAGCUGCAGGUGCUGGGGGUGCUGCACCCCUCCUCCCGCCGCCGCCUCGUUCCAUGCAUCGGGCCCUGCUGCCUUGACUCAACUUUGGCAUGCU